Messenger RNA from Filobasidium floriforme, 1620 nucleotides. RefSeq names its product putative nucleus protein. Gene Ontology annotation, molecular function: methyltransferase activity. Gene Ontology annotation, cellular component: nucleolus. The record is from RefSeq and is a predicted model, not a curated record. NCBI's taxonomy places the organism in Eukaryota, Fungi, Basidiomycota, Tremellomycetes, Filobasidiales, Filobasidiaceae. Gene Ontology annotation, biological process: rRNA base methylation. The coding region runs from base 1 to 1620 and encodes 539 amino acids. The transcript is spliced from 9 exons.
AUGAACUUUUACAAGCAAGCAGCUCUGGCGCUCGAUCACCUGGACGCGAAACAGGGAUCCGUCAAGGGCUCCGUAGCGGCCGCGGGAGUCGCUCAAGGCAACGAGAGUAAACGGGUAUUGGCUCUGGUCAUAGAGAGCUUGAAGUACAAACCGACCAUCCUCGACCUUCUCUCCUCGGUCAAACUGCUUAACCUGGAGAAGAAGGUCUUUCCCGCCAAAGUACCCUCGGGGGCACCUACUUCUCAGAACCUCGUACUUGUCCUAUUGCAAGACUUGCUCUUCUCCAAGGAGGGCAAGGUCCAGGCUAGCGAUAAAUGGCCGCCCAAGGCCGCUAUCCUGCGACAUGGAACAAGACUAAAGGCUGAGCUGGUCAAGCUGCAGAUCAAGCGGGGGCUGAGUAGCAAGGAAGAGCUGGAGCGGUCGGGUGGAGAUGUAGCUACUCAGAUCCCUCGUUACGUCCGAUGCAAUACCAACAUCCUUUCCAUUACCAAGUUCAUCUCGAACAUGACAAAGGCGAACCCGCCCUGGACCUUGCUCUCCACCCCAACAUAUCCCGUCCCAGCCCGAUCAUUCUUCCAGGACCCACACCUUUCGCCCGACCUCUUCGCUCUGCCUGCGUCGACCAAGUUUGACAAGAACCUGGAUUACGCCAAUGGGGGGAUCAUCUUGCAGGACAAGGCGAGUUGUUUCCCAGCCAAGGUGUUGAUGCACGACUGGAAGGACGGUGAGGGUCAAGUCAUUGAUGGCACCGCUGCACCGGGGAACAAGACCACUUACAUCUCGGCUCUCAUGCAUAACAAGGGUGAAGUCCACGCUUUCGAACGCUCGCACGUCCGUUUCAAGACAUUGGAAAAGAUGCUGGAACGAGCUGGAUGUAACAACGUCAAGGCGCAACGAGCCGAUUUCAUGGAGAGUAAACCCAAGGAUUACGAGAACGUUACCAGGAUUCUGCUCGAUCCCAGUUGUUCCGGAUCUGGGAUUGUUAACCGGUUAGACUACCUGCUUGAAGGAGCCGAACCCGAGGACGAUGAUGUCAAAGCGGAACGACUGGAAAAGUUGGCGGCCUUUCAACUCGUCAUGAUCCGUCAUGCCAUGAAAUUCCCUAACGCCAAGCGGAUUGUCUACUCCACCUGUUCUAUCCACACCGAGGAAGACGAAGAAGUCGUCAUGAAAGCGCUGGAAAGUCCCGAGGCCCGCGACUUUGGGUGGAAGAUCGCUCCGAGGAGCCAAGUUCUGCCGGCUUGGGAGCGAAGAGGCAGAUCAGAAGUUACAGGUGGCGACAAAGACAUCGCGGAAGCCGUCAUCUGCUGCGUGCCUGGAGAAGAUCGUACGAACGGUUUCUUUGUCUCGUGCUUUGUCCGAGAUGUACCCGAGUAUCAGCCUACCGAAGUGGUUGGCAGAGGCAAAAAGCGCGCAAGGCAAAUGGAUGUCCAGGAAGAGGAGGCCGAGCCCAAGCGUACCAAAGUUGAAGACAACGUCGAGGACAUGCAGACCAGGACCGAGACGAUCGAGGUGGAUACUUCGAGAACGGCAUUUGCGAACGAAACCUCUGACCAAACCACGUCCAAAGCCAAGCCGAAGAAGAAGAAGAAGGCCAAGAAGGCUGGACUCGGCGCCUAG